Blastomyces dermatitidis ER-3 is the source of this 609-nucleotide messenger RNA. RefSeq lists its product as uncharacterized. The record is from RefSeq and is a predicted model, not a curated record. Bases 1 to 609 code for a protein of 202 amino acids. The transcript is spliced from 4 exons. NCBI's taxonomy places the organism in Eukaryota, Fungi, Ascomycota, Eurotiomycetes, Onygenales, Ajellomycetaceae.
AUGACAAGUAACACUCUCAAGUGUACUCAUGCUGCUGCUGCAAAGAUUCAAGAGAAGGAAAGUGUUACUAUUGCUCUGAAAGCUCUGAAUAUCAUCAUCAGUGCUGCUGAAAAAGCUAAAAUCAAGAUUAAGAAGACCAAGUUGAAUAUUGAAAGAGUGAAAUUAGAAAUUGAAAAGAAAAAAGUUGUCACAGAAAAGAAGAAAAUUAUAAUCAAAAAGAUAAAACUUGACAUUGAAACUAUCAAGCUUGAAGUGCAUUGCAAGCUUUUGAGAAUGAUAAUGUAUAAAACAAUAAAGUAUGUUCAGAGACUCACAGAUUAUCUUGAUAAGAAUUCAGUUACAGUCAGCAACAGCAGCAGCAGCAAUGAGAAAUUUAAUAACAGUGAUAAUUCUCUUUUUAUCUCUCUCACUGACAUCUCUACUACUGCUGUUAAUUCUUUCUUCUCUUUCUUCUUCAAUCUUUCAACUCCAGUUGAUUCUCUGGCUAUGAGCAGCAUCAAAACUCUUGACAUUCUCAGUGAAAAAUUCGGCGACGGUGUCGGCGACUGGCAUGGCGGAAUAACCAUAACCCGGUCGUAUAAUAAGCCUACAUUUUUCCGGAAUGAAUAG